Ceratitis capitata (Mediterranean fruit fly) is the source of this 675-nucleotide messenger RNA. It is a transcript of the gene galla-2, whose product is annotated as MIP18 family protein CG7949. Gene Ontology annotation, biological process: iron-sulfur cluster assembly. The transcript has 2 exons. The record is from RefSeq and is a predicted model, not a curated record. Gene Ontology annotation, cellular component: cytosolic [4Fe-4S] assembly targeting complex. Lineage: Eukaryota; Metazoa; Arthropoda; Insecta; Diptera; Tephritidae. Bases 121 to 591 code for a protein of 156 amino acids.
ACAACGAAACUCUGUUAACUGUCAAAUAUAUAAUUUGGUUUUUUUUCUGGAACUGACAUAUGUCAAUCUACAUUAAAACAUAUUGUAGUAUUUGGAGUGUUUUUAAUAUCGUUGCUAAAAAUGCCUACAGAAAUUGAAAAUAUAAAUCCAAAUGUUUACGGAAAGCGCAAAGAACGCGAGGUGACCAUUAACGAGGAAAACGAAGAUGUGCCGGACCCAUUUGAUACACGUGAAAUUUUUGAUCUAAUACGCAAUAUCAAUGAUCCGGAACAUCCGCUUACUUUGGAAGAGUUACAUGUUGUACAAGAGGAUUUGAUCAAUGUGGACGACAGUAAAAAUGAAGUAAAUAUAAAGUUUACGCCAACAAUUCCGCAUUGUUCAAUGGCUACAUUAAUUGGCCUGUCUAUUCGUGUAAAACUGCUCAGAUCCUUACCACCACGUUUUAAAGUAAAUGUCGAGAUUACACCGGGCACUCAUGCCUCAGAAAAUGCUGUUAAUAAACAACUUGCAGACAAGGAGCGUGUGGCAGCAGCAUUGGAGAAUAAACAUCUAGCUGAAGUGAUAAAUCAGUGCAUCUCACCAAGAGCAUGAUUAAUUUGUGAUUGAUUUAGUAGUUUUUCUUUUGUUUUAUUGUACAAUGUUAGGCUUUAAUUAAUAAAACUAUAUAUAACAACA